Amaranthus tricolor (Joseph's coat) is the source of this 3601-nucleotide messenger RNA. Its product is annotated as nuclear pore complex protein NUP98A-like. Bases 264 to 3254 code for a protein of 996 amino acids. Gene Ontology annotation, biological process: protein import into nucleus; RNA export from nucleus; post-transcriptional tethering of RNA polymerase II gene DNA at nuclear periphery. Gene Ontology annotation, molecular function: structural constituent of nuclear pore. Gene Ontology annotation, cellular component: nuclear pore; nuclear pore cytoplasmic filaments. Lineage: Eukaryota; Viridiplantae; Streptophyta; Magnoliopsida; Caryophyllales; Amaranthaceae. The transcript has 13 exons. The record is from RefSeq and is a predicted model, not a curated record.
AACCCGGAGUCUUGACCCUAAUGCUCGAACACGGCGUUAUACUAAAUCGAGCCCACUCUUAUUAGCCAAUUUAGGGCAUAAUUGUUCAUCUUCUCCCUUUUAGCUAUUCUUCCUUCCUUCCUAACUCUUAAACCAGAUUGUAUAGAUAUAUCUUCCUUGAUUCAUACUCGCGAUUCCAGUUUUCGAAAAUCUGCGACGUCUCUCGGUAAUCUCCUUUUGCUACAGGCUAUUAGUAUAUCAUAAGGAUACUUUGAUCAUAGACCAUGUUUGGUUCAAGUAACCCUUUUGGGCAAUCACCUAGUGCAUCAUUUGGAACCCAAUUUCCUUUUGGGCAAAGCAAUCCUAAUAGUAAUCCUUUUGCUCCAAAGCCUUUUGGAGCUGUGAAUGCUUUUGGUUCGCCCACCGGAGGUUCAAUGUUUGGCAGCACCUCAACUGGUGUGUUUGGUCAAUCAUCAUCACCGUUGUCUUCAACACCAGUGUUUGGCGCUACUUCAUCACCAGGGUUUGGGAGUUCGAAUCCUGCUUUUGGCAGCACAUCGUCAUCUUUUGGGGGUUCUUUUGGCCAGAAGCCUGCUUUUGGAAAUUUUGGCUCUGGUACUCAAGCAAGUCCAUUUGGAAGCUCAUUUCAACAAUCACAACCUUCAUUGGGUAGCAAUUUAUUCGGUGGUACGUCACCAUUUGGUGCACCAAGCCAACCUUCAUUUGGUGGUGCUACUACCCCUGCUUUUGGAUCAUCGACUACACCAUCAUUUGGUGGUGCAAGCACCCCAACUUUUGGAGUUACCAAUUCAGCUUUCGGUUCAACACCAAGUCCGGUUUUUGGAAAUACAGGAUCUGCUUUUGGUGCCUCAACGACACCUGCAUUCGGGUCUGGAGGUGCAUUUGGUUCAGCAAACACCUCUGUCUUUGGCGCUGGAAAUGGUGCUGCCUUUGGUGCUACUACCACAUCAGCAUUUGGUGCUACAAGCACUCCGGCAUUUGGUGUUUCUUCUACACCAGCUUUUGGUGCUAGUGCUAGCACUCCAGCAUUUGGGACAGCAAAUUCCAGCACCCCAUCUUUUAGUUUUGGCUCCACGCCAGCCUUUGGUCAAACUACAUCUACGUUCGGUAGCACUGGUUUUGGAUCUACGCCGUCCCCAUUUGGUGCCUCAAGCUCUCCUUUUGGAGCAUCUACUUCAAGCACCUUCGGUGGUGCUGUUGGGCAGUCGAAUUUGGGAGGAAGUAGAGUUACUCCAUACCAACCGUCUCCAGAAGUCGAUGGAGGUAGUAGUAGCACUGGUGGACCUGGAAAGUUAGAGUCAAUAUCUGCCAUGCCAGCUUACAAAGACAAAAGCCAUGAAGAGCUGAGGUGGGAGGAUUACCAACGUAACGAUAAAGGUGGCCCUUCUCCUGCUGGGCAAUCUACUCCGGGGUUGAACUUUGGUGCAUCUCCUUCUACUGCUCAGUCCAGCCCUUUUGCUACAUCAACGUUUGGACAGCCAACAUCUAACCCCUUUGGAACACCAGCACCUGCACAAUCGAAUCCAUUUGGUGCAAAACCUUCGGUAUUUGGUGCUACAACUACUUCAACAUUUGGCUCUUCUCCUUUCGGUUCUAUAACAACACCCUCCGCUUUUGGGUCAACUCCAACGCCAACGUCAACCAUUUUUGGAGGGUCUACUCCAGCAUUUGGAUCAGGCACUGCCCCUUCUCUUUUUAGUACUGGUAGCUCUUCAGCUAUUGGAUCUUCGUCUAUAUUUGGUUCUACACCUGCUCAGGGGGGUACCACAACUUUUGGUUCUUCUUUAAGCUUUGGUAAUACGCAGCCAUCAUCUUUGUUUCAGUCGUCCCCAUCACUUGGAACCGGAAAUACUUUUGGGCAAACUAGUUCUGCCCUUGGACAGAGUCCUGGGUUUGGUCAAAAUCCGUUUAAUAAUGCAUCUGGAUUUGGAUCAAAUUUAUUUUCCAACUCCACAGGCAGCCAAUUUGGCUUUCCUCAAAACAAUCCUUCUCUUUCAUCUGCUUUUCAACCCAGUUUUCCCACACAGACAGCUAGUGGUUUCAACUUAAAUACCUUUGGACAGGCAUCGUCAGGUGUGAACAGCGGCCUUGGUGCAUCAAACCUCUUUGGGCAAGGUCUUGGACAGUCUUCUUCCAAUCAGAUCUCUGCAGUUGCACAGCCCGUUGCAGUCACAAAUCCUUUCGGGACCCUUCCAGCAAUGCCUCAUAUGUCUAUUGGCAAUGCUGGAACCUCACCAUCCAUUCAAUAUGGAAUUUCUAGCAUGCCUAUCGUUGAUAAGCCUAACCCUGUAAGAAUUUUUUCCUUUUUAACAUCACGCCAUUUAUCUCAGAGGCGGAUCAGGCUACCCACAAGGAAAUAUCAUCCCAAAAAUGAUGGUUCUAGGGUUCCAUUCUUCAGUGAUGAUGAUGAAGCACCUAGCACGCCGAAGGCAGAUGCUCUAUUUGUUCCCAGGGAAAAUCCUAGAGCCUUGAUUAUUCGGCCUGUGCCAAAAUCUUCGAAGGAAACAUGCGUCUUGGGACAAGAGAAUGGUAAAACAUCUGAAGAAAGUGGACAUCCUCAGACUGGAUCUAUUGCAGAUGUAAAUGGCAGCAUUGCCAAUGGUAAUGGAUUGAUAAAAGAACAAAGAAAUCCUGUGAAAACCAACCAGAAACCUGGUACUGACGGUACUUUGAAUCAUAAAGGAGAUUCAUACAUUACACUUUCAGGCCACAGAGCUGGUGAGGCAGCAAUUGUAUACGAGCAUGGGGCUGACAUUGAGGCAAUGAUGCCUAAGCUCCGACACUCUGAUUAUUACACAGAGCCUCGGAUACAAGAGCUAGCUGCCAAAGAAAGGGCUGAACCAGGUUACUGCAGACGUGUAAAAGAUUUUGUAGUGGGUCGACAUGGUUUUGGAAGCAUUAGGUUCCUAGGGGAGACUGAUGUAAGACGGCUUGAUCUCGAGUCUCUAAUCCAGUUCAAUGAUCGCGAAGUGAUUGUUUAUAUGGAUGAGAGUAAAAAACCUCCAGUUGGUCAAGGUCUCAACAAGCCUGCCGAAGUAACUCUGCUUAACAUCAAAUGUUACAACAAAAAGACGGGAACUCAAAUCUUAGAAGGACCAAGACUUGAAAAAUACAAGGAGAUGCUGAAGCAGAAAGCGGAAGAACAAGACGCGGAAUUCAUAUCUUAUGAUCCAGUAAAAGCAGAGUGGAAAUUCAGAGUCAAUCACUUCAGCAAAUAUGUGCUUUGCGACGAUAAUACGUGGGAUAUGGAUUGAUGAUACUGCUUAGAUAGCUUGGUCCGUGUGUCUGGUUGCUGCAAGAUUUCUUCUGCUAGCUCAUCGUAAUGCUUUUUUCUGGCAGGAUCUAUGUUGUGAUCUUCUCUUGGUCUUUAUGGGUUUUGUAUAAUGCAACAUUUUUUUGGUUGUCUUCUAUCUGAUGGUGAGAAAAUGUUGUAAUUUCAUUUUUGGUGGUGGUUAUGCGAGACAAAUCAUCCUGAAACUCAGCCCUCUUGGUCAGCUGUGGACUUGUUGUGGACCAAACCUAAGGGAAUUUAUACAUUGGUUUUUUGGAGCCAAAUAUUAUAAUCAUUUAAUUAAAGCGUCUGAUUCAAGUUUUUUGAAAA